Messenger RNA from Microdochium trichocladiopsis, 1879 nucleotides. Its product is annotated as P-loop containing nucleoside triphosphate hydrolase protein. The transcript has 4 exons. Gene Ontology annotation, molecular function: RNA helicase activity; ATP binding; RNA binding. NCBI's taxonomy places the organism in Eukaryota, Fungi, Ascomycota, Sordariomycetes, Xylariales, Microdochiaceae. The record is from RefSeq and is a predicted model, not a curated record. Bases 306 to 1499 code for a protein of 397 amino acids.
UUUUUUCGUCGACCCCCCCAUUCAAAAAUUAUCCUCUGGUCCUCUGGAACCACCACCUCCAACGACCAAACAACAACAACACCAUAAAACACCACACACCUGGACCCGUCCCGCUCUCAUUUCUUUGAGAGCCUUCGCGUCCACUUCAGCACACCACUCCUCUUCUUAUCCGUCGGUCCUGUCUGCCUCGAGAGCAAACAGCCCGCACGCACACGCCUCUUUCAACCCCACCACGAUCGCCCUCAUUCUUGAAUUCUAAGCUGUGCUUGGAGUUCAGGAAUCUCCCCUAGACCAACACCGCAAUCAUGGCUACCGACAAGGGACUCGAGGACAUUGAAGCGUCCCAGAUCGAGUCCAACUACGAUGAGACCGUCGACUCCUUCGAUGAGAUGAACCUCCGCGCUGAGCUCCUUCGUGGAGUCUACGCCUACGGUUUCGAGCGCCCCUCUGCUAUUCAGCAGCGCGCCAUCAUGCCCGUCAUCAAGGGCCACGAUGUUAUUGCGCAGGCCCAGUCCGGCACUGGCAAGACCGCUACUUUCUCCAUCUCCGUUCUCCAGAAGAUCGACCCCAACCUCAAGCAGUGCCAGGCCCUCAUCUUGGCUCCUACCCGUGAGCUGGCUCAGCAGAUCCAGAAGGUCGUCAUCGCCAUCGGUGACUUCAUGAGCAUCGAGUGCCACGCCUGCAUUGGUGGUACCAGCGUCCGUGACGACAUGAAGGCUCUCCAGGACGGCCCCCAGGUCGUCGUCGGUACCCCUGGCCGUGUUCACGACAUGAUCCAGCGUCGGUUCCUCAAGACCGACGGCAUGAAGAUGUUCGUCCUUGAUGAGGCCGAUGAGAUGCUUUCUCGUGGUUUCACCGAGCAAAUCUACGACAUCUUCCAGCUGCUUCCUCAGUCUACCCAGGUCGUCCUCCUGUCCGCCACCAUGCCCCAGGAUGUCCUCGAGGUCACCACCAAGUUCAUGCGCGACCCCAUCCGCAUUCUCGUCAAGAAGGACGAGCUUACUCUUGAGGGUAUCAAGCAGUUCUACAUUGCUGUUGAGAAGGAGGAGUGGAAGCUCGAUACUCUCUCCGAUCUCUACGAGACUGUCACCAUCACUCAGGCCGUCAUCUUCUGCAACACCCGCAGAAAGGUCGACUGGCUCACCGACAAGCUCACUGCCCGUGACUUCACCGUCUCCGCCAUGCACGGCGACAUGGACCAGGGCCAGCGUGAUCUUAUCAUGAAGGAGUUCCGCUCCGGCUCGUCCCGUGUCUUGAUCGCCACUGACCUUCUGGCCCGUGGUAUCGAUGUCCAGCAGGUUUCUCUGGUCAUCAACUACGACCUUCCCGCCAACCGCGAGAACUACAUCCACCGCAUCGGUCGUGGUGGUCGUUUCGGUCGCAAGGGUGUCGCCAUCAACUUUGUCACCGCCGAGGAUGUCCGCAUGAUGAGAGAGAUCGAGCAGUUCUACAGCACCCAGAUCGAGGAAAUGCCCAUGAACGUUGCCGACCUCAUCUAGACGACUUCUUCUCUUUACGUCAUACCACUGCUGCACAAAAGUUUUCUGCCUUUGCAUAGGAAUACAUCUCGAUUCAUUUUUCGCAACAGGGUCAGGGCUCGGGGCUAGACAGUGGUGGUUUUCCGUGCGGCCAGCACUCGGCUGGGAAUUUUCCAGCCUCUAGAUUCUGGCCACGCACGAUACAGGCUCUUUUCACGACAUAGGGGCAUUUGCGGCAAGGGUUUCAGCAUCUUACGAGUCACACGAACGUGAUUGAGGUGCCAAUAUCUUGCCAACGAGGGACGCUUGUGAACGUUUUCACUUUGCCUUUUAGUCUUGUAACCACCAGGAUGACGAGAUUCUCCUUAAUAAAAACUUGCAAACAAAUUACCUUGGCUCAA